Sitodiplosis mosellana (orange wheat blossom midge) is the source of this 1047-nucleotide messenger RNA. RefSeq lists its product as uncharacterized. Gene Ontology annotation, biological process: regulation of synaptic transmission, cholinergic; sleep; positive regulation of voltage-gated potassium channel activity. The record is from RefSeq and is a predicted model, not a curated record. The coding region runs from base 334 to 786 and encodes 150 amino acids. The transcript is spliced from 3 exons. Lineage: Eukaryota; Metazoa; Arthropoda; Insecta; Diptera; Cecidomyiidae.
UGGUGUGUUGUUGGAAUGGUUCGCUUUCAAUGGAGAACUGUGGAUUGUUGUUUUUCUGUUGUUGUUUGUCUUACACAAAUUUGAUGGUGUGCGUAUGCACGUAAAUCUAUUCAUCUUGGUAUGGAAAAGCCACUCGAAAACGUCGAAAUAAUGUACAUUUCGCUUAUAGUGUAAAUACGAAUUUCUAUGCUGCACAACAUAAAAUUGUAAUUCGUAUUUCAAUAGCGAGCGAGUGAAAGAGAAACAAGUGUUUGUGUGUUCUUCGGUUUUUGUUGCAAUUUUUUUCGGACACAUUCUCGUAAUAAUAAAUGAAGCAUUGGAAUUGGUUCAAAAAUGAUAACAAAAUUUAUUUAUUUAAGUGCUGUGAUAUUUGUUAUUAGUUUAGAUAUUACUGAAGGUGCCUUGAGAAGAUGUUACCAAUGUCGUUCGCGUGGUGAGCUCGGCAGCUGUAAAGAUCCAUUCAAAUUUAAUGUCACUCAAAUUGAAAAUGAGCACGGAAUCACCGCCAUACCGUGUGCAUCUGGAUGGUGCGGCAAAGUCAUCGAAAGCCAAGGCACACUGAGAGAUGAUGAUUACGAUAUGGCAACACAACGAAUGUGUGUGCAACGAGGGCCAUCCGAUUCAGAGGAUCGAUGUGCACACACCGUGUACAAUUACAAAAAAGUCUACAUGUGUUUCUGCCAAGGCGACUUAUGCAACACAGCCGCCGAUAGUUUUGCACCGAAUUUCUUGAAAUUAUUAGUAAUUUCACUGGUAGUCAUACUUCGAAGCCGCACACAGUUUUGAUGGCAUGAAUAUUAUUUUGGAGAACAAAGUAAAGCAUUUUAUUUUUUGUUGACUCAAUCAGCAUGUAAAUAAUCCAACAAUCGGAUAGUCGUAUUUUUUUUUUACUUUUGCGAGUUUUGUUCGAAAAUGAAUGAGAGAAGCUAGUUGAAUUUUUGUGUAUGCAUUUGCUUUUUAAAUUGUCAAUGUGUGUUUUUUUGUAAAUUGUAUCGAAGUAGCUUCACAUAUUGUAAUAAAGAAUAAGAAUUCCGAAACUAAUCGAAA